Messenger RNA from Arachis ipaensis, 1305 nucleotides. RefSeq names its product syntaxin-71. Gene Ontology annotation, biological process: vesicle fusion; intracellular protein transport. Gene Ontology annotation, molecular function: SNAP receptor activity; SNARE binding. Lineage: Eukaryota; Viridiplantae; Streptophyta; Magnoliopsida; Fabales; Fabaceae. The record is from RefSeq and is a predicted model, not a curated record. Gene Ontology annotation, cellular component: SNARE complex; endomembrane system; membrane.
AAACGAAAAAAAAACAGGAAAAAAAAAGAGAAAAACGCAAGAGUGAAAUGAGCUCUAAACAAUUUCGGGGGAAAAAAAAUUGUAUUCGCAGUUGCCACAGGCUGGAUCGCAAACCCCUUCUUCUUCCUUUCUCAGUUCUCCGAAUGCUAACAUCCCCGUCCAGCUAUUCUGCAUCCACCGAGUAUAACUACUGACGCCAUUUCCAGGAACUCAGAUCGGAAUUUGAUCUGCCAAUAGUGGAAAGGAAACAUCAUCAACAGCAACAGCAGCCAUGAGCGUCAUCGACCUCCUCACCAGAGUCGACUCCAUUUGCAAGAAGUACGACAAGUACGACGUCGACAGGCAGAAGGACGCCAACAUCUCCGGUGACGAUGCCUUCGCCAGGCUCUACGCCGUCGUCGACGCUGACAUCGAGGCUGCGCUUCAGAAAGCAGAACAAGCUUCGAAGGAGAAAGGUAAGGCAUCUGCUGUAGCGAUUAAUGCGGAGAUUCGUCGUACCAAGGCUAGAUUACUGGAAGAGGUCCCUAAACUGCAGAGGCUGGCUAUGAAAAAGGUAAAGGGGCUUUCAUCGCAAGAAUUUGCUGCCCGUAAUGAUCUAGUUCUUGCAUUGCCAGAGAGGAUACAAGCUAUCCCAGACGGGACCCCUGCAGCACCCAAGCAAACUGGUGGUUGGACAGCUUCUGCAUCACGUCCUGAAAUCAAAUUCGAUUCUGAUGGGCGAUUUGAUGAUGAGUACUUCCAACAAACUGAGGAAUCUAGCCGAUUUAGGCAGGAGUAUGAAAUGCGUAGAAUGAAACAGGAUCAAGGUUUGGAUGUGAUAGCAGAAGGAUUGGAUACCUUGAAAAACAUGGCGUCUGAUAUGAAUGAGGAACUGGAUAGACAAGUUCCUCUGAUGGAUGAGAUUGAUACUAAGGUGGACAAAGCAUCUUCUGACCUUAAGAAUACCAAUGUUAGACUUAAAGACACAGUGAUGCAGCUUCGUUCCAGUCGAAACUUCUGUAUUGAUAUUGUUUUGUUGAUUAUAAUUUUGGGGAUAGCUGCCUAUCUCUAUAACGUGCUAAAGAAGUGAUUCUGCAAACCAAGGAAAACGGAUUUAUUCGCAUGGGUUACCUGCUUUCAUGUAUUUUCUUGAGAAUAUCGUGUCUGAUUUGUUAUUAUUUUUUGUGAAUUCUUCGUGCCACUUGUGAAUUCUGUAUGCCGUUAUGCUAUAUGUGAAAUAGUUGCGGAUUGUUGUGUAUAAUUCUGGAAUCUGACAUUGUGCGUGGCUGGCUGAUUGGCCCUUGGUAUUUCCCCAACUUGUGACAA